Molecule: messenger RNA, 168 nt
Organism: Plenodomus lingam JN3
Lineage: Eukaryota; Fungi; Ascomycota; Dothideomycetes; Pleosporales; Leptosphaeriaceae
Source: RefSeq, a predicted model, not a curated record
AUGUGCUUCUACCACGCCUACACCCACACCUGCGGCCACACCGAAAUGGUCUUCCAACAGCUCUGCCCAAAGGGCCAAAUGGUGCAGCAAAAGUGCAAAAAGGGGCUCGAUGGCGUCAUCCUAGCCACCAUCAAGAUUGAGACGCGGUGUGCGAUCUGUUCGCGUUGA